ACAAAGUAUUGAGUGCAAGGCCGGACUAACUAAAGUUAUGGUUCCAAGGGUGGUCGUAAUAUCUAGGCUGGAUGUUGUCUGCUAAAACGUUGUCUGCUUCUAACGUGGACUUCAGUCACUCUUAGGGUUUAUAUCCCGUCCUUUUCUUCCCGUUGAAAAGCAAAGAACCUUAAGCUAGAUUCGAAGCUACAAAACAAACACUAGGCAAACAAUGAUGGGACACAAGGCUUGGGGUAUGUGGGGUAUGCAGUUAUUGUCCAACAGCCUACCAGAGACCCUGCAACUAGGGUUGCAGAGAGGAGACUGGGUAUGAUCCACAGAGGACAAAUGACGUCAAGUUGACGAAGGAUAAUUAAGUGGCUUUUCACCAACAAAUUUCGCAAUGGGAGUUUGAAAACAACGAUCGCUCUUUGCCUCGUUUCACCAAUCUGUGGGUCAUGUGGAAAUCAACCGGCCUCAGCAAGGGACAGCUAAACGCUCAAACUUACCCAGAAGACCCUGGGAACUGAGAGUUUGAAGAACACAACCUUAGAUCGUGAGAAAUUUCCCGCAAUGCCCUGGGGUCGUCGCUUCCGCCUUCGUAGUGCGCGCUUAAAUCAUAGUGAGGAUAUAAAGAGGAAGAAGAAUGAGCGUAAGGGUCGUCUCAAGACUUCACGCACGCUUGGAGCUUAGUGAUACACAUCACUACAAGGUGACUACAGAUUUGAUAUUUGAUUGGGGGAUCUAGCCCUUCGCAAAAGGGAAAGGGGGUGGGGAGAAAGGACCUUACUCAACGUGCCGGUUGUAUGUUUCAUCCCUGGGCCUCCAACCUCUCCCUUUCUUGACACCUUGAAGAAAACACGCAGCAAAAAGGUAGUUCCAGGUAAAAGGGCUAGGCAUGGACGGAUUGAAUACUUCCACCAUCAACUCCACUAGCAAACCUCGCGUGGGGAAGACUUUAGCAGAGGCGCUCGCGAACCCCAAAAUAUCGGCCACCUCGUCUGUGCUUUUGAUACUUAUGCUGGUUAUCAUUGUUGGCAAUACCUUGGUAUUCCGAACAGUGUUCGUGACUAGAAGGCUUCAUUUCUCGGCGUUUUAUCUGGUCGCAAGUCUCGCCAUAGCAGAUCUGAUGGUUGGGGUAUCUCUGCUCCCGCUUUCUAUCGCUUAUACUAUUAUCGGAGAGAUGAAAGGUGGCGAAUGGUCGUUUAGCCCGGUAGUGUGUCACGCGGGUACCCUGUUUAAUUUCUGGUUCUGCUGCGCCUCCGUUUUCAACCUGUGUGCGGUAAGCUGGGAUCGCUACGUGGCCGUGACGUCACCACUUCUGUAUACAGUGCGCAUGGAUGAUGCGAAAGUCCGCUGGACAAUCGCAGUCAUAUGGGUGGUCUCUCUGUUCAUGUCUUUUUUGAUCAUGGUCGCUGUUAUAGAGUCGAAGACGGUGUUCUACUGCACUGCCACCGGUUUAGCUGUGGAGUAUUCGUUGUCGUCAGCUCUUGUUAUAUUCAUAAUACCCUUGAUUUUCCUAGUUUUUGCAAAUGGGAGGAUAAUGAGUAUUGCUCGGGCUCAGUUGAAGAAAAUCAAGCAACAAAUGCCGUACGGUUACGAUUCAUACGAGGACUCAAGUAGCAAAUCCCGAACAGAAGCCGAAACUUUACCGAGCACCACCGUAACAAAUCUCGAACAAAUAACGACAAAACCCCAAGAACCUGAACAAAAUCUGGACUUCCAAGAGUCCAUACAAAUCCCGAACACAUCCAAGGUAUUCGAACAAAGUCAGACAGAGCCCCGAACCGCCCAAAAGCAAAGUGACAUUCUAUCAGGCAUCCAUGACACAAACAGCACGCUAACCAAGAAGCUCUAUUUCCAGCGUUUCCGUCGUGAAUUUAAAACCUUCAAAUUAUUCGUCAUAGUAACCGGCGUGUUCCUCGUGUGCUGGACGCCACUAUUCGUCACCAUGGUGAUGUCAUCGUUCUUACGCACGUGGACAAUGGUAUCCAUCAUGCAUUUCGCGCUUAUUCUUGGUUACGCAAACAGCGCUUGUAACGUGUUUAUAUACAGUUAUUUCAAUAGAGAAUUCCGAAAUGCCUUACUUGCGAGACUGCGGUGCUUCAGCGGUAAGUGCAAGCCAGACAGUACCGUGAGAAGGCAGUACUCCGCACGUCCUGUGUCAGCAGAAAAACAAAUAAAUCAUGCGCAGGACGACAUUGCACGCGACACGCAUGCGUCAGCUAUUGAUGACAUUAAUGCCAAUGUGACCAGCACUGGAAAACCUACGGCGCAUGCGUCAGUGUUUUGCAGUGAAACUGUAACCUCACCGGAAGGCUUUCCGAGUACGGAGGCGCGCUAUAUAUCUCGGAGAGUUUCUUUGGUCACUUCGCUGUAAGCCAAAAACAGCAAACCAUUUCUGGUUCAAUAUGUCUUAUAAACAUGAUGUACUACGCAAAAGAUAUCAAGGUUAGAACGUUCGCCGAGCACAUAAAAUAAAAUUGGUUUGACGUUAUCGCUAGUUGAAUCUUAGAACUAGAACAUUUAUUGCAAAUCGUGAUUAGUCUUUAAUUUUGCUCGGCAUCUUAAGAACCUUAGUUUUUUUUAGUUGUGCAUAUAUAUAUUCUGUGGUAAAUUUAAAUAGAUGCCAGAGAUAGAACAAAUGUAUAAUAUCAAAAGAGCAUCUUAUGCAUACACUCUUUUUUUAUAAGAACCUUUUCUUAUAAGAACGUCCAGGCUGAAAUUCCGCCAUGCAUGUGCCAUGCAGAACAUGCUAAGAACAAGUCGAGGCCGCUCAGAUAGCAGCAAAAUAUUACUGUAUUAGUCUGUGUUCUAAAACGCAAUGUCAAUGUGCCCAUGAAUAUAUUAUUGUUUUUGAUUAUUGUGUAAUUCUCUUCCUAAAAAAUUAUUGUGUAAUAUAUUUUAUAAGCAAUAAAAUUUAAGAACAUCGUUAAGAACACUUUCAGCCUUAAAAUGCUCCAGUUAAAGGAAGCCCAGACUUAACUAAAAAUUAGACGUUCUUAUAAAAAAGAGUGUAAUGCAUAUUGCAUAAUGUGUAUACACCUAUUUCAAUAAAGGUUGUCAGUGCAAAUGGCAAAUGGCGAUUGGCAAAUUGCAGUUCUACGACCGAAAGUAACCAUGCGUCUCAAAGAAUAUGGAAAAAUAAAAAAAAAUAUCCAUUUAAGGUUGCCAAUGCUUGGCUCUGACAUUGCUGGGCUUUAUCUAACACCUUUUAUUUUACGAAUGAUUACUACCCAUAAGCCAUAAGCCAUUUGCACUGACAGCCUUUUGUAAAAUAGGUGUAUAUAAUGCCAUCGUUAUGUGUGUAAGACUACAGUAGGGCAAACAUAUACUCCGGAUAAGUACAUAUUGUAUAAAGCGUAUAUAUAAUAUAAUGCCAUCGUUUUAGCGAAA
Molecule: messenger RNA, 3375 nt
Organism: Nematostella vectensis (starlet sea anemone)
Lineage: Eukaryota; Metazoa; Cnidaria; Anthozoa; Actiniaria; Edwardsiidae
Product: 5-hydroxytryptamine receptor 1D
Exons: 4
Coding region: 878-2359 (493 amino acids)
Biological process (GO): adenylate cyclase-activating adrenergic receptor signaling pathway
Cellular component (GO): membrane
Molecular function (GO): G protein-coupled receptor activity
Source: RefSeq, a predicted model, not a curated record